This is a messenger RNA of Cuscuta campestris, 1417 nucleotides long. The record is from the annotation of a GenBank genome assembly. Lineage: Eukaryota; Viridiplantae; Streptophyta; Magnoliopsida; Solanales; Convolvulaceae.
GUAAGCCUAAAAAUAGUCAUGUGUGAUCUUGUUUGAUUCGUCUUAACAUAUAUAUUAUUAAUAUAUAAUUUUUAUAAUUUUUUAAUAUACAAAUUACAAGAUAAAAUGGAUUAAAGAAGUGCAUUGGAUGGUGUGUCAAAAGAGAAAACAGGCCGGUGACUAAUUCGUUAUCCCUCCACCGCGUCAAAAAUUCCGGCGACUAUCCGAUCUCUACCCAACCAUCUCUAUGGCCAAAAUCAGUAAUCUAUCGGCGAUGACCAGUAUAGAAUGAGGAGGAGAAUCGUCAAAGUUCAAUCAUCAUGCCAGUCUCCUGCCCUGACAUCUUCUCCGAUCUGCUCUGCGGAGAGGAUUCCGGUAGCGUCUUCUCUGGAGGCGUUGGAGAGUCGCCGGAGUACUCAUCAUCGGAUCUUACAGAAUCUCCUCUUGCCGAUCCCGAUCUCGACGAAUCCAUCGCUGGUCUAAUUAACGACGAGCGAAAUUUCGUCCCUGGAAUUGACUACGCCGAGCGAUUCCAUUCUCAAUCAAUUGACGCCGCCGCCGCCAGAGGCGACUCCGUCAAUUGGAUUCUGAAGGUGCAGCAACGCUACGGUUUCCAGCCACUCACGGCGUACCUUGCCGUCAAUUACUUUGAUCGUUUCAUCUACGCUCGCCGCCUACCGUUAAAGAAUGGUUGGCCGGUGCAACUACUGUCCAUUGCUUGUCUAUCAUUAGCUGCUAAGAUGGAGGAAUCUCUGGUGCCAUCUCUAUCCCAACUUCAGGUUGAAGGUGUGAAAUACAUGUUUGAGCCAAAAACGAUACGGAGAAUGGAGCUUCACGUGCUUACCGUGUUGGAUUGGAGGCUAAGAACCAUUACACCCUUCAGCUUCCUCCCCUUCUUUGCCUACAAACUCGAUCCCACUGGGACAUAUACGGGUUUCUUCAUCUCAAAAGCCAUUGACCUUAUUUUGUCAAACAUACAAGAGGCUAGCUUUCUUGGGUACUGGCCUUCAUGCAUUGCUGCUGCAACAAUGCUUUGCGCGGCCAACGAUCUACCAAAUUUUGCUUUCGUCAAUGCUGAGCACGUUGAAUCGUGGUGCUUUGGACUCGUAAAGGAAACCAUCAUUAGUUGCUGCCAAUCAAUGAAGAAAGUUCCCAUUGAAAUAAGAGCAAAUAGAUUUCCAAAAGUUUUGCCCGAGGUUCGAGUCAUGGCCUGGGCUGGUUCAUCAUCGUCUAGCGACGACGCAUCAUUGUCCCCUUCUCAUAAAAGAAGGAAACUAAUCCAUAACAGCCCAUCAUCGUCGGAUUAAGAUCAAAUUGGGAGGAGGAUCUUGGGGUCAUUUAAUCACAAUCCUCUGCAUUUUUUUCUUGGAGGUGGUCACAAAAUAAUUCUUAAAAAUCCCAAAAAAUAAAAACAACCAAAUGAAUCGAAGAUAAUUAU